AUGCCGAAAACAGUCAAGGACCCCAAGAGUGUCAAGAAGGCUGCAGAGAAGAAGCAGACAGAGCCUGAACGCGAGGCUUCGGAGCUUGACCUGGUGGUUUCGGAGCCUGAAGUCCAGAAGAAGCCCAGCCUCAAGGAGGGGGACUUUGCCUUGGUCGCCUGCGAGGGGCUCCAAAGCAAGCUUGACCGCUUGAGGGAGUCGACGAGGGGCUUGGAGCUGCAGGAGACCGAGGGCCCCUUCAAGAAGUUUUUCGACGGCCUGAGCAACAAAGAGAGGUGGUCGCUCUGGAAGCAGUUCGAAAACGAUCGGGCUGCCUUGGAUGGAGACCGAGGAAAGAAAGUUCAGGAGGACUACAGCAGCAUCCGGGGCCCAGGGUCCGACUCAAAGAAGAAGAAGCUCCUCAAGGCCUACCUAGUCGGAGGAGGCUUCAAGGACGUGUACUUUUCAGUGUCUGCCACCUUCUCGAAGACAAGAGAGCAGGAGGAGGAGACCAGCUACGUGCCUUGGAAGAAGGCCGUGGACUACUACGGACUCUCGGAGCUCAAGGCAAGGAUCCUUUCAGGAUCUUUGCUGGCGAGACGGUGUCCCAGAGACCCCCGUUUCUGGGAAGUGGGCAAGGAAGUGUCCACGAGCAGGGACAAGUCUCGCUUUGACUUCCAGACGACGGGGCAUGCAGCCUCGUCCAAGGCCAAGACCCUGAACGACUUCAAGCAGUUCGUGGACGAUGGCCGGACCCAAAGCUUGAGGAACAUGGGAAUGGAGGGUUUGGACUUCGAAGAGUCGGAAGGCAGUGACAAGGAGGCCGACACUGGCAUGGACCCCGGCUUGAAGAAGUUGCUGGGCAUCAAAGAUGCCCCCAAGGAGAAGGACCCUUUGGAAGCUCUUGAGACGGCCUCCGCCGCUGUGUCUCAGAAGGCCUCGGACAGGCACAGCCACUCGAAGGUGAAGGCAGCCCUCAGUGUGACCAAUGCUGCCAUGACCAAGUUGGAGACGAAGAUCUCUGACAUGAGUUGCUCGCUGAAGGAGAAGCUCUCCAUGAAUGCCAUGCUCAAGGAUCUGAAGAAGAACUGGCUUGACUUGCAGACUGCCUCCCAGGAGAAGGUCCUCAAGAAUGCCAGCAAGAAGUGCCUCCGAAGCCUGGAGCUGCUGGUGAGGGAUGCCACCACUGCAGCCUUGCCUCUUAAAAAAGGCUUGCUGUGGUCUUUGGUGGGCGAUUAUGAGUACAUGGCUAACACAUUGAAAUUGCCCCACUGGAAAUGCAUUGACCUGUGUGGCUGGUGUGAUGCAAGCCGAAAGAAGCCAAACAAAGACCCCUGGAAGUUUGACAAGCCGGGAUGGAAGUGCAAGGAGCAAAAUGACUUUGCCGAUGACCCUAUCUGGAAAGAGAGUCAUCCAAUUUUUCAGAUCGCUGGUGUCCAUGACUUGUCCGUGCAGUUGGAUGUUUUGCACUUGCUUGACUUGGGAACUUCCCAAGCACUCGCUGCAAGUAUCAUCAAAGAGCUGUUGUACGACGACAUGACUGACUCGGUCGACACAAACUUGGCCAGAUUUUGGGAGAAGGUUUGGAAUGAGUACCGCCGGACAGGUGCCACUUGCAGAGUUUCCAAUUUGACGUUGGGCAUGCUUGUCAACACCCA
Messenger RNA from Symbiodinium necroappetens, 1637 nucleotides. Lineage: Eukaryota; Dinophyceae; Suessiales; Symbiodiniaceae. The record is from the annotation of a GenBank genome assembly.